Messenger RNA from Punica granatum (pomegranate), 2388 nucleotides. Lineage: Eukaryota; Viridiplantae; Streptophyta; Magnoliopsida; Myrtales; Lythraceae. The record is from RefSeq and is a predicted model, not a curated record.
UCCCCUAUUGGUCCCUUUUUCUCUCUCUUUCCUUUUUCCACUUUGACAAAUUGAUUUUCUUCAUUUUCCCUCCACUCUCUCUCUCUCUCUCUCUCUCUCUCUCUCUCUAUUUCUGCUUCACUGAGAAGAAUCCCUCGCAUCGGUCCGAUCAGCAGCGGUGUUCCAUUCCUGACCAGAUUGAAGCAGUUUCAUCGGAGCUAGGAACGGAGCAUUUUGCCAGUUGGUGUGUGAACCUUUAUUCCUAAUCUGGAAUCUUGGUCGGAAUACCUUUAUUCCAUCUCCAUUCUCUUUGGAGCUUGCAUUGUCCAUUUUCUUCUCCCUGCCUGCAUUGCUCUAUACUGAUGCUCGGUCUCCUGUGGGUUACUUUCUAUUUGCUGUUCUAGGCUGUCUUGCUAUGGAUGCUGCAUCAAUGUCUUCUCAACGACGGCCAUUCUCAGUUAAAUUAUGGCCCCCAAGUAAAAAGACUAGGCUAAUGCUUGUGGAGCGGAUCAUGAAAAAUCUCACUAGUGAGUCCAUAUUUACCAAUAAAUAUGGAAGGUUGAGCCAGGAAGAGGCAGAGGAGACUGCGAAACGCAUUGAGGAUGAAGCUUUUGCAACUGCUAGUCAGCACUAUGAGAAGGAGCCUGAUGGUGAUGGUGGUUCUGCUGUGCAGCUUUAUGCCAAGGAAUGCAGUAAGCUUGUAGUUGAAGUUCUCAAAGAAGGCCCAAAACGUAAGGAGGUUACUCUGCCGGUAGAAAAUGGGGUUGAUGCUACUCGUGAGACAUUAUUUGAUAUCUCUAAGGGUCAGCGAGCAUUUAUUGAGGCAGAGGAGGCUGAGGAGCUUCUGAAGCCAUUGAAGGAUCUAACAAAUGCCUACACCAAGAUAUGCUUCAGCAACAGAAGCUUCGGUUUAGGAGCCGCUCGUGUUGCGGAACCUAUUCUGCUUUCCCUGAAAGACAAGCUGAAGGAAGUGGACUUGUCAGACUUUAUUGCAGGAAGACCAGAGGCAGAAGCUCUUGAAGUGAUGAAUAUUUUCUCAGCUGCCUUAGAAGGUAGUGUCUUGAAGUCUUUGAACCUUUCGAACAACGCCCUGGGAGAGAAAGGAGUUAGGGCAUUUGGUUCCCUUCUCAAAUCACAGAGCCAAUUGGAGGAGCUUUAUUUGAUGAAUGAUGGCAUAUCUGAGGAAGCAGCCCGUGCAGUAUCCGAGUUGAUCCCUUCCACAGAGAAGCUGAAAGUCCUUCACUUUCACAAUAAUAUGACUGGAAAUGAAGGGGCUCUACCUAUUGCUGAGGUUGUCAAACGGUCUCCCCUGCUGGAAGAUUUCCGCUGCUCUUCCACAAGGAUAGGCUCUGAUGGAGGAAUUGCCUUGGCUGAAGCUCUUGGAAACUGUGUCCACUUGAGGAAACUUGACUUGAGGGACAACAUGUUUGGUGUAGAAGGUGGAGUAGCUCUGAGUAAAGCUCUCUCCAAGCAUUCUGAUCUCACGGAGGUCUAUCUAAGCUAUUUGAACUUGGAAGAUGAGGGGGGGAUUGCUAUAGCUAAUGUUUUCAAAGAAACAGCCCCUUCACUUGAAGUGCUGGAGUUGGCAGGGAAUGAUAUAACUGCUGAAGCUGCUUCAUCUUUAGCUGCUUGUGUAGCUUCCAAGGAGUCCCUUGCCAAGUUGAACUUGUCUGAAAAUGAACUGAAGGAUGAAGGGACAAUUUGUGUAGCCAAAGCUCUGGAAGAAGGGCAUGACAAGUUAGAGGAAGUGGAUUUCAAUACGAACUCGAUCAGAAGGGCUGGAGCCCGGUUCCUGGCCCAAAUCGUGGUACAAAAGCCUGGGUUCAAACUGUUGAACAUAAAUGGCAACUUUAUUUCGGAGGAGGGUGUUGAUGAGGUCAACAAUAUCUUCAAGAAAUGCCCUGAGAUGCUUGCGUCGUUGGACGAGAAUGACCCUGAUGGAGGGGACGAGGACGAUGAAGAGGAGAGGGAAAAUGGAGAUGAUGGGGACGAGCUGGAGUCGAAAUUGAAGAAUCUUGAUGUGGGCGAGGAGGAUUAAAUAUCUUCCUUAGGCCCUGGAGGUAUCUUAUUUUUUAGUAGCAAUUCUGCCUUGUGUCUGUUGUAGAACAUAGGAAAUUAUGCAGCGCUUAUGAUUGACUCCUCUUCGACUCUAUCUAUCUUUAGCCCGGUGCGGGAAUGGUGAGUAGCAGCUGCUAGUGGAUAUCUGCUAAUUAUCAGGAUGAAGUAUGUGGCCAGCCUCUAAAUCCAUUCAUUUUCAUUCGAACUUUGUCUGAUCAAGGAUUGUACCAGUGGUCUUCUUUUCAGAUGUAGUUUUCAGAAUAGUUUCUGCAUGACUAGCUUGUUAUCGGUACAUAUACUCUAAAUGCAUUUUCUGGUCUUUCACCUGUAUUUGAUGUUAGUUUUAUCUUA